This is a messenger RNA of Anopheles cruzii, 2697 nucleotides long. RefSeq lists its product as uncharacterized. The record is from RefSeq and is a predicted model, not a curated record. The transcript is spliced from 5 exons. Bases 1 to 2697 code for a protein of 898 amino acids. Lineage: Eukaryota; Metazoa; Arthropoda; Insecta; Diptera; Culicidae.
AUGGAGGUUAUGGAAGAAGGAAACCUUAUGGACAGAAUUCCGAUUCUGCUUCAACGUGAUUUGCAGUACUAUGAGGCCAAUCAAAAAGUGCUUCAGGAAAAUAUCUGCUCCGGUGUGGUCGGUGGCAAACUGGACUUUCCACGCUCGGCGUCCUUCGCAUCGGUGAAGAUCGUCCUCUGGUUGGAGGACGAAUAUUACGCAGCGUAUAGGAAAAAUUCCGGUCUGCUGCAUUUGGCCGAUGCGCUGCAGGAUCAGCAGGGCAAGGAAUCGGAAGAGGCUGCCGGCUGUGGCGGUAUCGUGAAGUCGUCCGAUCCGGAAAAGUUUGUAAUUUUGGUAUCGAAAUCGGUGGACAAUUUGUUGGAGCACAUCCACACGCUGUCGCAGGAGGCGCUCGAUCACGCCGAUCUGACGGUGUUAACGGCCACGAUCGGGGCUGCAGCCCUGGUAAAGAACAGCCUGUGCGUGUGGAUACAGUGCGUGACGAAAACCGUGUGUCCGCCGAAGGGCGACGAGAAGGGCGGGUCGCUUAAGCUGAGCUACAAGCAGUACUCGGAAAUGACGGAAGCCCUGGCGGAGCGACUGCUCGAUCUUCACUGCCGGCUGCUGACGCUGUACAUCACGCAGGAUGCCGACUGUCUGCACUGGGAGAGCCAGCAUCCGUUCUUCGAGUCCGAGCGUGGCUCGUACACCAUCCAGAUGUGGUGGCUGUACAUGCAAGGCACGAAGCAGGACCUCUGGAACUCGGUGCCACCGACGAUGGCCCAGCGCGUCUUUGCCGGGAUGCUCAACGAAACACUGACCGUGCUGACGGUUCGUUACACGCAGACCGCGCCAAGUCGCGCCCGCUCGAUGCUUCUGUUGGUGGACAUCUCGAACGUGCUCCUGUGCGUCGGCGAGCUACUGCCAGCCAUCUGUGCCAACGGAGAAGCGUUCGUCGGGUUGAACCUCCCGAACCAGAGCAAAAUUAUCCGUGACGUGCACGCCAAAUGCCAGGAGCUGUUCUGCUGUCUGCUGAUGCGUGGCAUCCCACUCGGGGCUCUGUACAAGAUCACCAAGAAGGCCGUUCAUGGUGGCAUUGCAAUGUUUAACCAGCGCCAAGGAUUGAUCGUACCGUGGACCAUCUUCGUGAUGCCGCGCCUGUUUCCGGCGAACCAGAACGCGCACUGGGCCGGCCGCUGCUCGGAGCUUCCGACGAGUACGGCCAUUUCGCUCGAACUGAAAGUGCUGCUGGCCGCACCACAGGCCAACUGGUGGCUCCUGUUGAAGGCGCUGUUGAUGCGCGAAGCGCACCUGUCGUCGAUGAUCUUCCACCACCUGAUCCGCAACCUGCCGUCGUGCGACAACUUUAUUCCCAGCUCGAAGCAACCGUCGGUCAGCAGGGAUUGCUUGUCGAAGAAGUGCGAUGGCUUCCUGUGUGGCGUCGAGUGUAACGACAUCGUCCAGUGGGCCCUGGAGCAGAACGAUCCAAUCGGGCAAUCCAACUACCAGGUGUUGAUGGGACUAACGUACAUCGUGAUAAUGGCUGGCAAAACGUCCGACAUCAACAAAACGCUCAUCUCGGCGCUGGAGAAGAGCAAAAUGAACGAUUGGGCAUCGUGCCUCGAUCGGCGGCAGGUUUGGAACCAGAAACGGCCACCGUGGCUCGAAGCGAUUCUGCAUCUGAUCUACCCGAUUCUCGGACCGAUCGUGCAGAUGCUGGUGUCCGCCGUGCAAACCACGGCCAGCAUGUACCAGGCGAUGUCGCUGUCGCUGUCAUGUUUCGCCGAGAUGUGGGACUGCAUUCCGGACUGUUUCUACACCGUCACCAACUGCCUGACGGAAAUUCUGCCGGCCGAGAUACGGCCACUCGGCGACUCGGUGCUCAUACAGUUGCUCUACAUCGCCCUCUACUCGAAGCUGCUGGACGUGGCCGAAACCGAGGGCGAAGCGGAAGCGAAGGAACAGGCGACCGCCGGCACGGGUGCGGCCACCUCACCACCGGAUGGCGGUGCUGCGCCGGCACCAGUUUCGACGCUCAACAUGAAACCCAAAUCGGUCAUCUGCCAGACGUUGGCUGAGGCGAUCUGUUUCAUCGACGAAGACAACAAACACACGGAACAGAUCAACUCGCUGAUCAGUCAGGCGCGCGAAAGUCAGCGGUCGAUGGGAGCGUUGGAGAACGAAAUUGACGAUGCGGUCGGGUUCAACAGCUUCGCCAGCACGUCGCGGGUGGACGACGUCGAAGCGUUCCUCCGGCAGACGACACCGAGCGUGCGCUCCGAGGAGGAGUUCGAUGUGGAAAAUGCCGAGUACAUCGCGGAGAUGCUCGUGAGCGAUGUGCUGAUGACGAGCGUUGGUAAGUUGAGCAUGAAAAUGCUGUACCAGUACACGCGCAAGAACUUUGAGUGGAUUCUGCAGCAGCUGGGCGUGAGCGACGUCGAGCACAACCCACUGCAGCCGAACCCGGGUCAGAGCAUCCGCGAGGAGCAGCAAACGUUGAUCGAUCUGAUGUUCCACAUUGGGCACCGAUCGUUCGAUCAGCUGCUCAGCGGUGGCCUGGACAUUGACUACACCAAGUGGUUCCAAACGCCCAUGUCCAUGAGUGGCGAGAAGGCUUGGCUGCAGGUUUGUCAGCGCUGGGAGUUUCAGGAGAACGCCAAACUGUCCGUCCACGAGGCACUCAUGGUUUCGUUCAUCACGUCACAGUUGAAACCAUAG